AUAAUAAUAAUAAUAAUAAUAAUGAGUACAAUGUAUUGCGAUCAUCAUGUACAACUGCUAGUAAUGAAGACAAUGAUGGGAUUUAUUCAGAUGAAACAGAGAGUAUGAUUAAUCAUGCAAGAAGUUCACCAAUGAAUGAUAGUAUAGAUACAAUUGCAAAUACAAUUAGGAUAACACCACCACCACCACCAUCAACAGCAAUAACACCAACAACAACACCAUCGUUGACAUCAAAAAGUAACACUGAUGAUGAUGAUGAUGAUCAUAGUGAACGAAAUGUCAAUCAUAAUAAUGAUACUAAUUCACAUACAACUAUUGAUGAAGAUUUAAUGACUAGUUAUGAAGCUUCAAUUGAUACAGAAUAUAACAAUAAUCAUUAUGAGUUACAUAAUGAAUUAAUGCAUAAAUCAUUUCCAAUCAAUUCACUUAAUUCAAUGAAAAAAACAGAGAAACAAGUAACAUUUCAAGACAUUGUUGAAAUUUCAACAAUUUAUUCUAUUACAAAUGAAUCACAAGAGUCCAUUUCACAUCAUUAUGAAGAUGAUGAUGAAGAAGAUGAUUACAAUGACGAUGAUGAUGAAGAAGAAGAAGAAAUGAAAAUGACGAAACAGAUUAGUGUAAAUAAAAGACUAAAAAAUCGAUUGAAAAAUGUAAUCAAAUCCAAUGAUCAUAAUGUUGGAUUAGUCAUAGCAACAAUAGAACAAAAUAACAAAAAUAAUUCAGAUAAUAAUAAUAAUCAGAUUCUUUCAGAAAAAGAUUUAUUAAGUUUAUAUACAGAUUGGGCGAAUCAUUAUUUAGAAAAGGCAAAUUAUUCAAAUUUAAUAAAAAAUAUACAGAAAGAUUUAUCUAAUGGACUAUUGUUAGCUGAUAUUAUACAUGCAGUAGCUAAUAUCAAAGUUCAACGUUUAUGUCGAAAUCCGAAAACAUCCGCUCAAUCACUUCAUAAUGUAUUGGCUUGUUUUCAAGUGCUCCAGUUACUUGGCAUUGAAACAAAUGGGUUUACUCCUCAAGACAUUGUGGAUAGUAAAUUAAAAUAUAUACUUGGUCUAUUUUUCAAUUUAUCUAAAUUUAAACAAAAAACAAAAAAAUUACAACAAUCUCAAGUAAAUACAAUUACAUCUUCAUCAAUAAUACAAUCAUCAGUCUUAACAACAACAACAACAACAACAAUACCAACUAAAGCAACAAUUACAUCAAUUCAUUAUCCAUCAAUGAUUAAAUUACAAAAAAAUCAUAUUUCCAAUGAAAACGAUACACAUCAUCAUCACCACCACCACCACCAACAACAACAACAUCAUGAUCAUCAUCAGGAUUCAUUAAUUGUUCAAUCAACACCACCUAGACCACCACCACCACCGCCGCCACGUACUAUCAAUAAUAAUAGUACUACUACUACUACUACUACUACUACUACUACUACUACUACUACUACUACUACUACUACUCAUAGUAGUAUAUCAAAACAAACAGAUCUAUACAACAAAUUAGACAGUCCAAACAACAUCAGCAACAACAACAAUCUAAACAAUGGGAAUCCUCAUCAUCAUCAUCGUCAUUAUCAAUCUGUAAAUAAACAAGAAAAUCUUUUAAUCGGACAAUUAAAAUAUCCAAUUAAGAAUCUGAAUGAAACAUUGACCAAUUCAUAUUCCAAUCCUUUAAUAUUGAACAAAAAGAAUGAGCAUAAUGAUAAUAAUCAUAAUGCUAAUAUGAUUGGAAUUAAUGCAUCAUUAAAUUUUACUAAACCAAAUGUUACAUCAUUACGUUUUCCUUCAUCUAUUUCAAUAACUACAUCAUCAUUCAAUGGUUCGUUAUCAUUUUCACCAAGUUCAAUAACUAGUACAAAACCAUUAUCACCACAAUAUCAAACUAGUAGUAUUCGUCAAUCUAUACCAAGAGCAAAUAAUUUAGUGGAUAUAAAAGUAAAAACUCAAAAAUUAAGUCAAUCUCAUAAAAAGUCAUAUGAUUAUCAAAAUAUUAAUAAUUAUACAGUGAAUAGUGAUAUCAGUAAUCCGUGUAAUAAUAAUAAUAAUAAUAAUAAUAAUAAUUCAUCUGGAACCCGAAGUAAUAAAUUACAACAGAAAACACUUACUACUCCAAUAUCAUCAUUAUCAUCGACAAGAAUAACAACAACAACAACAACAACGUCAAUAAUAGCAGUGACAGCAACCUCACCUACAACCACGACUGUACCAGGAUCAUUAAUCUUGAAUAUUAAGCAACAACAACAUAGACAACAGAAUACUUCUAGUGAUGUUGUAUGCGAUUCAACAACAACAACAACAACAGAUGAACUACAAUCACAACAACAGAACUCGUUAUCUGAGCCCAAAAGUGCUCCAGUCGGUAUUAGCCCUAAUCAUUCAAACAAAUCAAAUAUAUGCAAUCAAUUUAAAGCGUCCAGUUUUGAAAGAUCAGGAUUGAAAUCUGUAUCUGGUAAGUGUUGA
Molecule: messenger RNA, 2444 nt
Organism: Schistosoma intercalatum
Lineage: Eukaryota; Metazoa; Platyhelminthes; Trematoda; Strigeidida; Schistosomatidae
Source: the annotation of a GenBank genome assembly